AAAAACCCCAAGGCUAACCUCGGACAUAGUUGAACUUAAAGAACUUUUGAACACUAUGUUCCUGAAAAUCGUAGUUUAAUUUCCGUAAAUUAAGAUGCGUAUAUUGGAAUGUAUUACACGGUAGGUUGUAGGCGACUCUGUCUAUUUGACAAGGUCUUGCUCAUCAUGUGCACAUUUGCAAGGUGGUGACAGCUUGUAGUGCAACAAAUGCUUUGAGAGUUAUUUUGUGGAGGGAAACAGUCAGCACGCGAUCAGCAGCCGACCGAGAAGACAACAGGUUCAAAGCAUCUUAUAAAUCAUCAUGGCUCCACAUCCCAUAAUCCAGGCAAUCAUCGACUUCUCAGCUGGAGCAGCAGGUGGGACAGCUUGUGUGCUGAGCGGCCAGCCAUUUGACACCACAAAGGUGAAGAUGCAGACAUUCCCCACCAUGUACCGCGGCUUCAUCCACUGCUUCAUAUCCACCUUCAGGCAGGUGGGACUCUGUGGUCUCUACAAAGGCACGACCCCGGCCCUCAUUGCCAACAUCAGUGAGAACGCUGUGCUCUUCUUGAGUUAUGGUCUUUGCCAGGAUGCUAUCCGCUUUGUGUCCAGCAUGGAUAAAGGGGCUGAUCUCAGUGAUAUUCAGAAGGCAUCUGCAGGGUCUUUAGCCUCCAUCUUCUCCUCCAUGGUGCUAUGUCCCACCGAGCUGGUGAAAUGCCGCCUGCAGGCCAUGCACGAAAUGGAAGCGUCUGGCAAGAUUGCAAGAGGACAGAGAAGCACAGCGUGGACAGUAGUAAAGACGGUGUUGAAGACAAACGGUCCCCUGGGUUUCUACCAAGGACUAUCAUCCACCAUAGUGAGGGAGAUACCGGGUUACUUCUGCUUUUUUGGGGCAUAUGAACUGUGUCGGUCUAAAUUUGCGCAGUACAAAGGAACUGACAAGGACGGUAUAGGUAUUCUUCCACUCAUGUUCAGCGGUGGAUUUGGAGGAGCUUGUCUGUGGUUGGUGGUCUAUCCCAUAGACUGUGUGAAGUCCAGGAUCCAGGUGUACUCUUUAGCUGGGAGGCAAGAGGGCUUCAUGAAGACUUUCAUGGGUGUCAUACGCACUGAAGGAUUCACUGCUCUGUACUCGGGCCUGACUCCUACCAUGAUACGCACCUUCCCUGCCAAUGGAGCCCUGUUCCUGGCUUACGAACUCAGUCGCAAGUUUAUGAUGGAGACAGCUGGUUACUGACAUGAAGGCUCACUACACCUGAAGAAAGUAUUGUGCUAAAACACUUCCUUGUUCUUGUCCUUGUCUUAAUUUUUUUUUAAUGAGAUUGUGUCUCAGUGUAUGAUUAGAUGUGACCGAUAAUAUAUGAGUAUUGGUGCUGCUGGUAUGGCUGUAUUUGAAUUUCUUGGGAUUUUUUCAAAGUAAUUUAAGUCAUUUAAAAUAACCUUUCAUCUUAACAUCCAGAAGCCUGAGUGCAAUGUCUGUAGAAACGUGUUCAAACAUGUUCACUGAUGCCUGGGUUUUACCUCACCACACAUUUUUCAGUUAUCACUCACAAAUGUUUUUGCCAGUACAAUCAGCAAAAAUAUAGAUAUGAAUGAGUAAAUAUGAACAACUGGCUUAACUUGUUCUCUUGGUAGUUUAAGCAGCUCAGCUCUUUUUGCUUAUGUAAACCAACACAGCAGCAUAUGAGAACAAUUCUGCUAACCUGACUGAAAGCUCAGCAUUUUCCAGCUGAGGUUAAGAUGGAGAAACUAUGAAUUCAAUAUAAAAAAAACAGCUGAAAAUUAGAGAAAAUAGAGCAAAGCUUUAAAAAGUAAAGAUUAAAAAUGGUUAUGUUUAAGCUGAACCUCUGAAGCAUUUUCUUUCUGUUUUUUUCCCCCCUUUCUGUCAGUUGAAGCAAAAUCUGAGCUGCCUGCCUUACCACACUUAAAUACCAUGUCCUCUGGCAGCGGAAAAGAAAAACUUUGUUGUUUAUAAAUUGUGUUAGAAAAGAUGUAGUUAAAAGUUUGUGUGGUCUGUGGUCAUUUUCUGUUUAUCCUGUUAGGGUUGCAGGAGGCUGGAGCCUAGCUCAGCUGACAUUGGGUGAGCGGCAAGGUACACCCUGGAGAGGUUGCCAGACUAUCACAGGGCCGACACAAAGAGACAGACAACCAUUCAUGCUCACAUUCACACCUACUGGUGAUUUAGAGUCACCAAUUAAUCCAGUGUGCAUGUCUUUGGACUGUGGGAGGAAGCCGGAGUAUCCAGAUAAAACCCACACUGACAUGGGGAGGACGUGCACACUCUACACAGAGGGGCUCCCCCUAUCCUGGGUUCAAACAAGGAACCAGUGCACCACUGUGUUGCUGUAAUUGAGUUUGUCACAGUAAAAAUUGCCUUCAAAAAAUACUUAAACUAACGAAAUGAUCACAGCAUCUUUAACUAAAAGUGAGCUUGGUGUGUUAACUGCAUUUGGAUUGACAUGUGCUCAUAGUACAUAGCUCAUGUACUGUAGUGAGCUGGCCAUCAUGUGACCAAGUAUCAUGUGACAGUUGAUUAAAGGGACCUCACUGAAAAGUUAUGGUAACCAGCAGCUCACAUGUCACUUGUCAUGAUUACGCUCAGCUCUCACACAAACUGUAAACUACACAGCUUCACACCAGAGAAAUUACUGGUUGUUACAUACUGUAAUUAUGUAUCUAUAUUAUUCUCAGUUAAACAACACUGCAAUUAAAAUUUGCAAGAAAUAUGAAAAA
Molecule: messenger RNA, 2709 nt
Organism: Epinephelus moara (kelp grouper)
Lineage: Eukaryota; Metazoa; Chordata; Actinopteri; Perciformes; Serranidae
Gene: slc25a15a
Product: solute carrier family 25 member 15a
Exons: 7
Coding region: 302-1213 (303 amino acids)
Biological process (GO): mitochondrial L-ornithine transmembrane transport
Molecular function (GO): L-ornithine transmembrane transporter activity
Source: RefSeq, a predicted model, not a curated record